GCCCACCUCUCCUCGGGUCCAGUGGGUCGGAUCCCCUCUUGCCCUUUCUCCCCUCGACACCUUCCUCUCGUUCACCACUUUAAUAAGAGGAGUCGUUCUCUUCCCGCACCCUUCUCGCUGCUUCUUUCUUUAUCGUCGGCGCCUCACUCUCCCCGCUCUCCUACCCUCUCUUUUGGCGCCCAUUUCAUCACCGUUUCCACAUUCCAAGUUUCCGGCAAAUUCCAAUCUCUCAGGCUCCCCCGCUUCGGGUCACAAAGAGACAAUGGGGGACGCGGAUCAUCCCCACGAACAGUCACAACAUGUUGAUUACUCUGCUUCAGGCUAUACGGGUGCAGUACCCAUGUCUGCUGAGUUCAAUGCUGCUAUGGAUGGAGAUGGAAGCACUGCCAAACUAGAUGCAACUUCUAUGUCACAUCAACCUGCAUCUGAUUCCGCUGCUACUGCUCCUGAUGGAGUAAUUGUGGGUCAUGGUAAUCCUGUAGGAGAUAAUGCACAAGUUGGUGCCUAUGGUUUUGCAAAUGGAACCCAUGAAAAUGAAUCGAGGAAUAAUGAAAAUGUAAUUAAACAUAGUGGUGAAAAUGGAAAUGGUCCUGUGGAAGCAAGGGUUGUGGAACAGCAGUUCGAGGAGGCUACUGCUGUUUCUUCAGAAGAAGAUCGACUGUGGACCAUAGUGAAGGCUAAUUCAUUAGACUUUAAUGCAUGGACUGCCCUUAUUCAAGAGACUGAGAAAGUUGCUGAGGAUAAUGUGUCGAAAAUUCGCCGUGUUUACGAUGCAUUUUUGGCUGAGUUCCCAUUGUGUUAUGGCUAUUGGAAGAAGUACGCAGAUCAUGAGGCACGGUUAGCAACUGUGGACAAAAUUGUGGAGGUGUAUGAAAGAGCAGUUUUAGCUGUGACAUAUUCUGUAGAUAUUUGGUUGCACUACUGUACAUUUGCAAUAUCAACAUAUGAAGAUCCAGAUACCAUUCGCAGGUUAUUUGAAAGAGGAUUAGCAUAUGCUGGAACAGACUAUCUCUCUUAUCCUCUCUGGGACAAAUAUAUAGAAUAUGAGUAUUCACAACAGGAGUGGAUGAACCUUGCUAUUAUCUAUACAAGAAUUCUUGAGCAUCCUAUUCAGCAGCUUGAUCGAUAUUUUAACAGUUUCAAAGAAUUGGCCGCAAGUCGUCCUCUAUCUGAGAUACGCACUACAGAAGAAGCUGAAGCUAUGUUAUCUGCCAAUGCAGUGAAGAAUGAUCAAGGACUUGACGAUGAGGGCCUUCCUGAUGGGGGAGAUCCAUCUCGUAACUCUGCAAGUGUAAGUUUGACAGAGGCAGAGGAGCUGGAAAGGUAUAUUGGUGUUAGGGAGGAAAUGUAUAAGAAAGCAAAAGAAUAUGACUCUAGGAUUCAUGAUUUUGAGGCAGCUAUCAGGCGUCCAUACUUCCAUUUUAGGCCCCUUGAGGACCAUCAGCUCAGUAACUGGCAUAACUACCUUGACUUCAUUGAAAGGGAGGCUGACUUUAACAAGGUUGUAAAGCUAUACGAGAGAUGCCUUAUUGCUUGUGCUAACUAUUCCGAGUUUUGGAUCCGAUAUGUUCUAUGCAUGGAAGCAAAUGGAAGUAUGGAACUGGCAAUUAAUGCCCUUGCUCGGGCUACUCAAGUAUUUGUCAAGAGACAACCAGAGAUUCAUUUAUUUGCUGCUAGAUUUAAGGAACACAACGGGGAUAUCGCAGGUUCUCGUGCUGAAUAUCGUCUUAUACAUUCAGAAAUAGCACCUGGUCUUGUUGAGGCAGUGGUCAAGCAUGCGAACAUGGAGUACAGGCUGGGACACCCAGAAACAGCUUUUUCUGUGUACGAGGAGGCCAUUGCUACUGAACAAGGAAACGACCAGUCCCAGAUGCUGCCGGUGCUGCUUGUUCAGUACUCUAGGUUUCUGUAUCUGGUUGCUGGAAAUCUGGAGAAGGCAAGAGAGGUGCUAAGUGGAUCACUUGAGCGAGUUCCUCUGUCAAAGCCACUUUUGGAGGGCAUCAUCCAUCUGGAAUCUAUUCAGUCUCUUCCGAAGCGGAUUGACUAUUUGGAUGCCCUUGUAGAGAAGUUUAUAUCUCCAAACCUUGAGAAUUCCACUGCAGUUAGUGCUACAGAAAGAGAAGACUUGUCCAGUAUAUUUCUUGAGUUUUUGGAUCUCUUUGGGGAUGCUCAAGCAAUUAAAAAGGCUGAAAAUAGGCAUGCCAAGCUUUUUUCACAUCAGAAGAGUACAUCCGAGUCGAGAAAGAGGGGUGCUGAUGAUUUCUUAUCUUCAGACAAGGCAAAAUUAGCAAGAACAUAUGCCGGUCUUUCUACGGUUGCUUCACCAGUUCAGUCUAUUAUGGGUGCUUAUCCAAAUGCUCAGCAGCAGUUGGUGGCUGGUUAUGGUCCACAGCCUCAAGGGUGGUCACAAGGAGUGCAGACACAGGCCCAUCAAUGGAACGCUGGCUAUGCUGCACAGGCUGGUUAUGCUGGCUAUGGUACUUAUGGGUAUCCCAAUCCUCAACCUGUGGCGUCAGCUCCUCAACAGGCUGCAUAUGGGGCGUAUCCUUCCCAGACUUACACACAGCCUGUUCCAGCAUUUACCCCGGCACCUCAAACUGCUGCUGCGCCUCAGGCAUACUAUAGCGGUUACUACUGAGCUAGAAAGAUUGGUUGACUCGUCCUGAUCCUUGUCACUAUUUUGUACUAUGCUUCAUCCCGUAGAAAUGGGAGUGCCCCCCUAGGAUUAGCAUUGCAAAGUCGGGGAAACUAGUUACAGGCCCUGCGGGAACAUGACAGUCGAGGUAACAAUGAGUUAGUUUUAUUAAUUUUUUUUUGUUGCCUGGCUGUGCUUGAACUUGAGCCAAAAAGAUAAGAAGGCCAAUGGUGGCCACACAUCACUGAUCUCAGUAAGAUAGGGGAUGCUUUGAUAUAUGUAAAAUUGUCUGUUACCGUCUGUAGGAAGGUGCUCACAUGCUGAAGGAUUGGCAUUUAGCAGGUUCGUUAUUUUCUUCUGUUUUGCUUCUAUAAUUGUUUCCUUCUUUGGGUUUCUGUGCUGUACAACUUUAGUCUCCCUACUAUGAACAUCCAGGCAGUGAAAUGAAAUUUCUCUGAUUAUUGAAUAUA
Molecule: messenger RNA, 3105 nt
Organism: Nymphaea colorata (pocket water lily)
Lineage: Eukaryota; Viridiplantae; Streptophyta; Magnoliopsida; Nymphaeales; Nymphaeaceae
Product: pre-mRNA-processing factor 39-1
Exons: 15
Coding region: 263-2638 (791 amino acids)
Biological process (GO): RNA processing; mRNA 5'-splice site recognition
Cellular component (GO): commitment complex; U1 snRNP; U2-type prespliceosome
Molecular function (GO): protein binding
Source: RefSeq, a predicted model, not a curated record